Molecule: messenger RNA, 1729 nt
Organism: Plodia interpunctella (Indianmeal moth)
Lineage: Eukaryota; Metazoa; Arthropoda; Insecta; Lepidoptera; Pyralidae
Exons: 5
Coding region: 209-1582 (457 amino acids)
Biological process (GO): ribosome biogenesis; box H/ACA snoRNP assembly; pseudouridine synthesis
Cellular component (GO): sno(s)RNA-containing ribonucleoprotein complex
Molecular function (GO): RNA binding
Source: RefSeq, a predicted model, not a curated record
UGUCUGUCAAUUUAUUUGUUAUUUUGUCGUGCCUGUGAUCGUCCUUCUAUUUUUCCUUUAUUUCCCAUUUAUCUUUUCCCUUUUGUCUUGGGGUUAAAUACAGUUUCCAAAGCUUUACGGUGUUAGUUAUUAGAGAAACUACUGGAACUGAAUAAAUUAUUAGUGUUGUAGUACAUUGUAGCACGCGGUUAACGCAUCGCUCGGUACAAUGGAAAACCUUGAUGAAAGCAAUAAUAAAAACGUGUCGCUUAGUUUAAUCGCCGAAUACGGCGCCUCAGAUUCCGAUUCUGAUGACACUGAGACGCGAUCGAACACAGGAAAUGAGGAUUCCGACGCUGCGGAAAUUAGUGAAAUGGUGUUGAAAAACAAUAUUAUAAACGCGUGUGCACACGGGCCGAUAGCCAGGAGUAGUGUUCGUGAUGAUGAUGAUGAUCAGGGUACUCGGCACAUGAUAAUAGACUCAUUGGAUAGUGGCGUAGUGGAAUACGAGGUGACGGAGUACAGGGAUGAUUCGGAUUCAGAUAGCUCGUCAGAUUGCAGUGAUAGUGAUGUGGACUCUGUCAAAGAUAUCGAAGAAAUCUCCAGCGGGGAUGAAGACACAGCUGGCCGAUCAGGAAAAGUGGAGAUUCCCAAGGUCCAUGGAGAGCUGGAGCUAGAUGACCUGCCGCCGAUCGAGGACCUCGCCAUCAGCUUGCCGUCACAGGAGACCACGAAGAUUGGCACUAUCACCAGCAUUGUUGAUAGAUUAGUGAUAGUUCGUGCAUUCCCUGAAACCCCAGCAGUGGACUUAGACAGCGUGUUGUUUCUGGACAACGGGGCCAAGACGCUCGGGAAGGUCUUCGAUGUCUUCGGGCCCGUGACAGAGCCGCACUACUGCGUGCGAUUCAACUCAGCGGAGCACGUGGCGGCGCGCGGCGUGCGAGUCGGCGCAGACGCGUACAUCGCGCCCCGCACUGCGCACACCAGCUACGUGUUCCUCAGCGAGCUCAUGAAAGUAAAAGGAUCAGACGCGUCGUGGCUGCACGAUGUGGAACCGCCGCCGAGCCAGAUCGAAUACUCCGACGACGAGGAGGAAAGGAGAGCGAACAGAGAGAGGAAAGAACAGAGACAGAGACAGCGCGAGGAUACCGGUGGAGAGACGUCCAUAAACAAGCGCAAUCCAGAGCCCAGGAGGAACCAGCGACCCUCGGAGUCCAGCAGCAGGUUCGGCAGCGGGCCCAGCAGGGGACGCAAUCCGUUCUCAGCCAGUUCCAGAAGGAAUAACCUUAACAUGUACCCGAGGUACUCGCGCCCGUGGCCCAACAUGGACAUGAGGACUCCUCCCCCCCACCCGGACCCUGGAGCCCCCUUCACCGCGCCCCCCUUCACCGGCCCACCGAUGUUCCCCCCUCCGUUCAACCCCACCACCCCUCCCUUCAUGGGCAAUCCGUUCCAAUUCGGCGGAAACCCCAGAAUGCCCGGCAACUAUAUGGGCAUGCCGCCUUUCAGACAUUCAGUCCCUGUGUUCGGCGCCAACUUCUGCGGCUCGGGCCCGCAGCCCCAGUGGGUCAACAACGGCCCCCCACCCCCACCAGGGACCUAAUUAAACGCACAUAAUUUAUAUAUCUUAAGAUUUAUCUCAUAAUAAACUAGUUGUAAUUAACCUCUUAUGUUUAUACAAUACUAAAGUGUGGUCACCCAAAAAUAAAUCUAUAUUUAUACAUAUGAAAUAAAUGAUGAUUGCAAAUUC